Molecule: messenger RNA, 762 nt
Organism: Oppiella nova
Lineage: Eukaryota; Metazoa; Arthropoda; Arachnida; Sarcoptiformes; Oppiidae
Source: the annotation of a GenBank genome assembly
AUGAAUGCAAUACUCGAUAAUAAUACUGAAAAUCAGUUUAAUGCCAAAGAACUGAACGAACAGAUCAUCGACUUAGAGGGUAUUGUAAUCAAUGGUCUGCAGGACUAUACCAAUAAUGAGAUACCGUUUCACAACUCGAGGUGUAUGUGUAAUGAGAGUAUAAAUCACACCGACAUUAGCACUGAUUUGAAUGAGGUCUCGGACGAGACCUACCAAAAGGCAAUAGAGUUUCAGUUUUCAGUCAUACCUAUCGCCAGACCUAUAGCUGAAUAUAAGUGUAAUUUUAAUGAUAAGGAAAUGUAUUUAUUGUAUGAAUUGUGUGAUGCGGUCAAAGAUUUGGGAGUACAACACGGAUCUAUAGUAACAUCUGAAUUGAUAACCAGUGCACACUUUCAACAAACAGUAUCCAUUAGGUGGGAUAACAUCAUCAAGACUGUUACCAGGGCAAUCAGAAAAUUGGCCCCAUUCCGGGCUAUGUGUGAAUCCGACCAGAUCUUGCUACUAAAGUCCGGGUGCCUUGAGAUUGCAUACCUGUGUUCAAUACUUAGGUAUAACUUCGCCGAUAACAGUGUCAUAUUUUCAGACAUGACCUCUAUCGUACUAUUUAAUCCGGAUAAUUCUGAUCUCCAGAAUCGCGAUUCUAUUAAACUCCAACAACACAUUUACAUGUAUUUACUUCAACGCUAUUUACUACUGAAAUACCCGUCAGAAUGUGAGGCAAAGUCAAGAUUCUUGCGAAUAGUAGGUGAUGGGUCCCCCUAA